This is a messenger RNA of Mercenaria mercenaria, 2664 nucleotides long. RefSeq lists its product as uncharacterized. The coding region runs from base 153 to 1682 and encodes 509 amino acids. The transcript has 7 exons. Lineage: Eukaryota; Metazoa; Mollusca; Bivalvia; Venerida; Veneridae. The record is from RefSeq and is a predicted model, not a curated record.
CGAUACAGCGGUAUUAGUUGGGUAGAUAUCGGGUAUAUAUUCAGUGCGGUAAGCGUAGCUGAUCAAAGAACACUAAGCAAAUGCUUAUAUAGAUCGCAAAAAUUCCAACGUGUAUUUAAUAUAUUGUAUUUGGGAUAGAUAAAUUAUUCAGAAUGCCGGGUACAAAGCGUAAAGCCUCGUUUGCAUUUCCAUAUGAGCGGCCAAACAAGAUUACCAAAAGGACUAGCAGCACGACAGUUUCGAGAACAUUAAGUACGGUCACCAAAACGACUUCCGUUGUUAAACCACCAUUAAAAAUGCCAAAGUUUCCAUCGCUACGAGCAAGCAAAAUGGAUAAUAUUACUAAGGUGUCUGCAUCCGCUCCUGUGUCAGACGUUGGCGGGUCACCAACUCCGCCAGCCCUCCGUCGUGCCUCCACAUUGACUUUAGAAGACGACAGUGCAAGAGAUUCAGCUAAAACUGCAUUAACAAAACGAAAGUCAUCCGCAUCUAAACCAGUAUCCCUUUCUAAGAAAUCAAGCAGCUUUGUAGAAGAGGGUGCUCUCGUAACAAAGUUAUCAGGACUUCGCUCUGGUUCUAUCAUUGGAGAAACAUCUUUAGCUGCAUCAACGUCAGUGACUAGAAUACCAAGUAUAUCUAAGUCAUUGUCUCGAAAGUCAUCAAGUGUUAAAUCUACUGAUAGCUCAUCUAGAAUACCAUCACUGCCAAGCGGUUUAACCAAACUUGCACUACCAAAAAGGGGUUCCAAAAGCGGAAGUCUUCAUAUUUCUAAAUCGGCCCUGGUAUCAGAUAUUGACGAGACGGAAAUGAGUUCAGCCCUGGAUAGUUUAAAAACUCACCUUUCUAAAGAAGGGUCGACGAAACGCUCCAUGUCAAAGUCUGCAUCCGUACGGUCAACAUCCUCAGUAAAGAAAACCACUGAAUCAGAUAAAGGAGAAGAUAUGGACACUACAACGGCUGGUCCUUCUUCAGAUGGAUUAAUGGAGGUUGCAAUCUCGUUUGAUACAACUGGUUCUAUGUACGGCUGUCUGGAGGAAGUUAGAGCUAAAGUACAAGAUCUUAUUCAACGUUUGCAGACAGAUAUUCCAGGGAUUCGUGUUGCCGUUAUUGCACAUGGUGAUUACUGUGAUGAAUCUAACUAUGUCAUUAAGUGGAUAGACUUUGGCGCCUCUUUGCCAGAAAUAUGCGACUUUGUGAAAAGCGUUGGUCGUACUGGAGGAGGAGAUGGUCCAGAAUGUUACGAGCUCGUGCUACAAAGAUCACGUGAGGUAUUGUCGUGGACAGAUGGUAGUAAACGCAUACUAGUUAUGAUCAGUGAUGACGUUCCACAUGGGCCUGGAUACACUUAUGGUGGUAAAACGUAUUAUAUCAACUGGAGGGAUGAAUGUGCAGCUCUCAAAGAAAUGGGUGUGAAGGUAUAUGGAGUUCAAGCAGGAUAUGGAGGCACAGCAGCAACACACUUCAACGAUGAGAUGGCUAGGAUUACCGGAGGAAAGCGAUUGAGUUUAAAGAACUUCAGUUGCAUAUUUGACGUGCUGAUGAUGAUAUGUUACCGUGAAGGAAAUCCGGAAAUGCUUGCGGUUUACGAACAGGAAAUUAUAGACAGAGGAGAACGCAUGGCAGACGACAUUACCUCACUUAAGAAAACAUUCGAUAUGGCUUCUAAGCGACUGCACCUAUAACUCAUACAAUGCCGCUGUUUGGUACAGCUACAACGCCGCUGUUUGGUACAGCGACUGCUCCGAUAACUUUUACAAUGCCGCUGUUUGGUACAGGUGGUAUAAUAGGGACAGCUGCAGCAAAACGUGCCGCUAAAACUGUAAAACCGAGAACUGGAAAGAAAAACAAGGCCAAGGUCGGGAAGAUGACAAGUCCAAAGAAAGAAACAAAGAAAACAAAUAAAACUAUGACUGUUAAAAAGAGGGAAAAACUCCCAGACUCUUGUAUGAAUAAAGACGCGUUGAAAAAUUUCACGUGGUCGAAAUGGAUAUGUGCAGUAGAACCGAAAAUGCCAACUAGCAAACGGAAAUCCAAAUUUGUGAAGCUACGAACAAAUCAAGGAUAUGGACCAAAAACAAUAUUCGAUGGUAAUAUGAAGGUUCCCGCCAUUUAUGAGGUUGCAGUGCAGAUGCCAGGUUCGCAGAAGAAGUACGUAGUCUAUUUCCGGAUGUCAAAAGGGGGAUUUAAACGCAGUGGACAUUGGUCAACAAACUUAUUACGUCAUAAGAAAGUGCGACUAGAGGUUAACAAUGUAUUAAAUCAGGGAUGUUCCAUAUACAUCAGAAGGGGUACAACCAAUGCAAAUACCACGGAUGAAAUUAUAAGACAGAUGAGGACAGCGGCAAUAUCAUUUAGAGAUAAUUAUGAUUAUGCAUGGAUAAAAUACAUAUGGCGGCGAAGUAGAGACAGCGAGGGGAAAUUUAAGCUGAAUCACAGGCUUCUAAAGUUUACAAGGAAGGGAAAAACCUUUACGCUUUCAGACAAUAGCAUUUAAACUAAUUUCAUAUCAAUAAUUUGAGAUUCGCUUUGUCUGGUAAAUAUUUGCAUCUAGGCACCUUACCAGCUGUGGUAUGUUAUUGUUUGACAUGUUUAUAUGUGUAGCAUUAUCUUUCGUAACUUUUAUUUUUCUAUUGCUGUGUUUAGUAUAAAAAAUAAUUCAAAUUG